Molecule: messenger RNA, 267 nt
Organism: Miscanthus lutarioriparius
Lineage: Eukaryota; Viridiplantae; Streptophyta; Magnoliopsida; Poales; Poaceae
Source: the annotation of a GenBank genome assembly
AUGGGACGGGACGGCGGUGGCGGCGUCGCCGGCGGCAUGUCUGACUCGGUGCUCCGGAAGGUGCUCCUCUCCUACUUCUACGUUGCGGUGUGGAUCUUCCUCUCCUUCUCCGUCAUCGUCUACAACAAGUACAUCCUCGACCCCAAGAUGUACAACUGGCCCUUCCCCAUCUCGCUCACCAUGGUGCACAUGGGUUUCUGCUCGUCCUCGCCGUCGCGCUCGUCCGCGUCCUCCGCGUCGUCGACCUCCCGACCUCGCCCUCCAUGA